Molecule: messenger RNA, 532 nt
Organism: Macrosteles quadrilineatus (aster leafhopper)
Lineage: Eukaryota; Metazoa; Arthropoda; Insecta; Hemiptera; Cicadellidae
Exons: 3
Coding region: 16-453 (145 amino acids)
Molecular function (GO): protein binding
Source: RefSeq, a predicted model, not a curated record
CGGGUAGUGGUCGUUAUGCAAUCUCUGCAAAUUGCAUUGUCCCCCCCUGACCUUUCUGCGACCUGUCAGCGUUAUCCCCCCUUUCCCCGUGAACUGAUAAAACCGGUGCCCCACAGCCGCGCAGCCACAGAAAUGGCGUCCAUCCAGCUCGGAACACUCUUAGUGUUGGCGUGUGUGUGUGUUGUGGUGCUGGGAGCUCCCAAGAAGGACAGCUAUGGAGGAUCAGUGAAGAAGGCAACCUCCACCACCACCAAGCCUCCCAAGCCCAAGUGUGACGAGAAAUGUCCAGAGGACUACACUCCAGUGUGUGGCAAGGAGAAGGACAGCACUGAGAAACCAAAGAGCUUCGGCAACAUCUGUGUCAUGAACAAGUUCAACUGUGAACAUGGCACCAAUCUUAUCAAGGAGUCAGACGGAGAGUGCAAGGACGGAAGUGGAGUCAGGCUGGCUUAAACAAAACUGAUUUUAAAUAUUUUGUAUUAAUUUUUUUACAAAACAUUUCUAUGUUCAAUAAAUAAGUUAUUGUACCACA